AUGGUCCUCCUGGAGCUGUUCUUGCAGACAGCAGAUAAGCACUACAUGGUGGGACACAGGGUCCCUUACAACGUCUUCACCGACCAGCUGGUUGCUGUGCCCCGUGUGCCACUCUGGGAGGGCCGGAGGGCGGUGGUCGUCGUUGUCCACGGCGUUCUGCUCUGGCAGGAUGUGUCCAUGUGGUACAUAGCUAUGAUCAGCCGAUUCCGCGAGCAGCGCAUCCUCUGUGACGUGGAUGACCUUGUGUGCGUGGACGUGGAUGUGGGAAUGAAGUUUUGGGACCACGUGGACAUGGAGAUCCUGUCCCUCCUCUUUGGCACCCCACACCUCAGUUUCUACUGGGCAGCCCAUGAGGAGUUUAUCUACGAGCGCUGGCCACAGUCCCAGACCCCCAUCCCCAGGUACCAGGGCAACUUUUACUACAUGGGGGCCUUUUUUGGGGAAUUGGUGGUGGAGUUUCCCCGACUGACCUCGGCCUGUCACCAGGCGAUGGUGAUCAAUUGGGCCAAUGGGAUUGAGGCCAUGUGGCCCGAUAAGAGCCACCUGAACAGGUACCUGCUGGGGCACAGGUCCAACAAUGUGCUGUCCACGGAGGACCUGUGGGACCCACGGCUCCUGGGUUGGCCCCCUGUCAUGGAGAAGCUGAGAUCUAUGGCUGUGCCCAAGAAUCACCAGGACAUCUGGAA
This is a messenger RNA of Callorhinus ursinus (northern fur seal), 686 nucleotides long. RefSeq names its product histo-blood group ABO system transferase 2-like. Gene Ontology annotation, cellular component: Golgi apparatus; vesicle; membrane. Gene Ontology annotation, molecular function: hexosyltransferase activity. NCBI's taxonomy places the organism in Eukaryota, Metazoa, Chordata, Mammalia, Carnivora, Otariidae. The record is from RefSeq and is a predicted model, not a curated record. Gene Ontology annotation, biological process: carbohydrate metabolic process.